Messenger RNA from Penicillium cataractarum, 1698 nucleotides. RefSeq lists its product as uncharacterized. Gene Ontology annotation, molecular function: transmembrane transporter activity. NCBI's taxonomy places the organism in Eukaryota, Fungi, Ascomycota, Eurotiomycetes, Eurotiales, Aspergillaceae. Gene Ontology annotation, biological process: transmembrane transport. The coding region runs from base 1 to 1698 and encodes 565 amino acids. The record is from RefSeq and is a predicted model, not a curated record. The transcript has 5 exons.
AUGGAGAGCCAAGUUGCCCAGGAUGUGUCUCGAAGUCAAGUCUCGGCAGAGCCUACAAAUGACCCUAUCCACCGAUCAUCGACCAUGAGAACCAUCAGCACGCUGCAUCAUAACGAAUUCGACGAUCGUUUCUUGUCUAGGGUUCGAUCUUUUUUCAACCGUGACACUCAUAUCGGACAUGUUAGUCGCCAUCCUCUCAGAGACGAAAAGGAUAUUGAGAUCCAUACGUGGGCAGGUCCCGAUGACCCUGAUAAUCCAUUUAACUGGAGCAAGACCUACAAAUGGGUUCUCACACUCACCAUUUGUUUUAUAUCCAUUCUGACUGGAUUACCGGCGGGGUCCUACGGUGCUGGGAACACAUGGAUGGAACAGCGUUUCCAUGUCCAAAAUGAACCCUUCCCCAACCUGGCUUGGGCAACGACAUCCUGGAAUAUGGGAGCCGCCUUUUGGCCACUCAUUUUCGUGCCACUCACCGAGUCGUCUGGGCGAAUGCCAGGCUAUUUUGUGUCCUAUUUUAUCCUGGUCGUCUCGCUAUUCCCGUCAGCAUUUGCACAGAAUUUCGCUACCUUGGUGGUGACUCGCUUUUUUGGAGGAGGGGCAUCCUCUGUCUCGAUCAAUAUUGUCGGGGGCAGUAUUAGUGAUGUGUGGUACGGUGACAAGGCUCGUAGCCUACCUAUGUCGCUGUUCGGGUUCACUAGUGUAGUUGGCAUUGCUCUGGGCCCAUUUAUUGGAUCUGCGAUUCAGACGAUCCACAAAAGCAGUCCAUGGAGAUGGAUUUUCUAUAUUCAGAUAAUUUACAAUGCCGCGCUCAUUCCAGUGUUUUGGUUGAUACUGCGCGAAACACGGGGCGAUGUUAUUCUAAAAAAGCGCGCCAAAAGGCUACGUCGCGAAACCGGCCGUCCUAUCUAUGCCGAGAGCGAGCUGAACACAACGAGCGUGUGGAAGCUGCUCCAGAUUUCUUUCGAGCGCCCUACUCGAAUGCUUCUAACUGAGCCAGUUGUUACGUUUUUCACUUUGUGGGUCAGCUUUGCUUGGGGAAUUCUCUUCCUUUUCUUCUCUAGUGUCGGACAGACAUUCAGCCAUAACUAUGGAUGGGGAACAUUCACCACCGGCAUGGUUCAACUUGCGAUUUCAGUUGGUGCAGUCCUUGGUACUGUGAUCAAUCCACUUCAAGACUGGAUCUAUUUACGCUCCGCCCGCAAUAACCGAGAAAGUCCGGGUCACCCUAUCCCUGAAGCUCGGCUAUAUACUUCCAUUCCUGGCAGUCUACUCUUUGCUGGAGGUCUCUUCUGGUAUGGAUGGGGGAGCGUGGGCGACGGAUCCAUUCACUGGAUCGUCCCUACCUUGGGAAUUGGUUGUACUGGCGUGGGGAUUUAUUCUAUCUAUAUGGCUGUCGUGAAUUAUCUGACGGAUGCCUACGAGAAAUACGCAGCAUCGGCACUAUCAGCCGCAUCGCUAGGUCGAAAUACGUUUGGUGCGUUUCUGCCGUUGGCCUCAUUUGAGCUAUUCGAUACGCUGGGCUACGGAUGGGCUGGAUCAUUACUUGGUUUUGUGGGAGUCGCCCUUUCAGUUGUGCCAGUUGUUUUGGUCCUCAAGGGGCCCGAAAUUCGUCGACGUAGCCCAUUCAUGCGCGAGUCUAUGUUUGAAUCGCAGGAUAGGACAUUACAGGACAAUCAGGCUGACAAGACUGUGGUGUGA